AUGAAGGCGGAGGGGGGCGACCACUCCAUGAUCAACCUGUCGGUGCAGCAGGUCCUGAGCCUCUGGGCCCACGGGACGGUGCUGAGGAACCUCACGGAGAUGUGGUACUGGAUCUUUCUCUGGGCUCUCUUCUCCUCUCUAUUUGUCCAUGGUGCUGCAGGAGUGUUGAUGUUUGUGAUGCUACAGAGGCAUAGGCAGGGGAGAGUAAUCUCUGUCAUUGCAGUCAGCAUCGGAUUUCUGGCUUCUGUAACUGGAGCAAUGAUUACUAGUGCAGCAGUAGCGGGCAUUUACAGAGUAGCAGGGAAGAACAUGGCGCCUCUGGAAGCGCUGGUAUGGGGUGUUGGACAGACUGUACUGACAUUAAUCAUCUCCUUUUCAAGGAUACUCGCCACACUUUGAGGUUUCUGUGGGAAUGUCUUAACUUCACAUAAGGAAACAGAUGUACAGAUUCUCUGAAAAUGGCAUUGUUAACAAGCAGGCAUGAAAUUGUCCAAGAAUUUGGAAGGAGCAGGUCAGAACAUAAGGCCUUGAGCUGUGUGGAAAGAUUGCCCUCUGGUGUUCAAGUGAUUGCACUACCGCACUGCACCUUAUGUGCCUCUGUCCCAGGCAAGGCGAAUUACACUAUGAAAAGCUACAAGAAAAAGCACCUUGUUUAGCUGCCAAAUCAGGUUAACAUUGGUGUUGAAUCAUUGUUUUUAACAGUAUUGUGUUAAGUUACAGGGAUGUUUUGAGGAAUUGAUAAUUUGUGCCAAACUCUCUUCUUUUUUUAUAAAUUGAUCAUGUGAAUAUUUGCAAGUGUAGAUUUAGAUGAGUGCUGUGAACAUGUUUGACAUGAAUUCAGGUAAUAUAGUGAGAUUUUUGUUUGGUAACGCUAAAUCCUGUAUGAGUGCUGAAUACCGAAUCAUUUAAUAUGAGAUAAAUUAUUUGAUUUUUGAUGUUGAAUGUUUUUGGGAUUAGGGCUUUAAUACGUUUAGGCAUUAUUGUUAUUUAAUUGAUGUGGAAAAUAAUACUUAAUGGAAAACUAGCUAAACUCUUAAGGACUCAAAGUAGAUCUAUAGGGUGCAUCCUUUUCACUUCAAUAACACUCUUUUAAUAAUUUCCCUCAUACAUAAAUGUUCUAUUGGUAUGAAUUCAAAAACUUUAUGGGUCACACACAUUGAUGAUAGUUUGUGAGUCAUAAAAAUGUAAUUUGAAAAUUUUCUGAUAAAUUUUGUUAGAAAAGAAGUCUAAAAUGCAUGUUGCAUUCUUUGACCCUUCUAAAGAAAGUUUUUGUCAUGUAUCUCAUGAAGAAAACAUCUUUAUAACUAGUAUCUCAGUGGGAUUAUAUUACCUGUUGAAUAUUUCUUGACUUUUGACAAAAUGUAAACAAUCUUUCAUUCUGGAGUUUUAACUAUAUUUAAAGAGUGGCCUAAAUUAGGCUGUGAAAACAAAAAGCCUCGUUUGUAGAUAAGUAAGUCAUAUAGGAAGAGUAAUAAACUAUCUUACAUUGGGCAUGCAGUAACAUAAUUUCACUAAGUAAAAAUUGGGGAAUUUAGUAAAUAAUUUUAAAAUUUGACAACACAGCUCAGUGUAUCAAAACAAUACUGAAUAUAUAUUUGAGUGAUUCAUUUUAGUUGUUCAGUUCUUGAUUUAUGCUGUUAUUUAAGUUUUUUAGAAUGUGUGACAACAUUUAUUAGAAAUGAAAAAGUCCUUAGUAUAAAAUAUUUUAAGAGGUUUUGGCAAUAUAUACUUGUUUUUAGGAGUACAGGACGUAAGGGAAAUAGAACCUGGUUGAACUUAUCUCUUACCGAGAUCUUUUUAGGACCAGGUACAAUUAUAACUAGAAGAGCCACCACAGAGAAUAUAAAGUUAAGGACAAUCCAGAAAAAUAAUCUGUACACUCUAGCACACUGUUUUAUAACCUGAUUUGGUAAAAAAAUUAAAAAAAAAAGUAGGUUUCUGUUCAGUCUCAUUCAAAUUUAAGACCUCUGUUACCCGCACCGCUUUUCCUUCACUAAAAAGCAGAUUAUAUCAACUCAACAGUGAAGAGUGAGGAAAAGCCAAUUUGGUGUGUGUAGGGUAUUCUAAUGCUGUGGCUUGGAAAUUUGUUUUAAGGAAAAACAAUUAGCAGCUAUGCAUUCUUAGAGAUCUUUGAAUUAAACCUUAAAAUUGAUUUUUUUUUUAUUAUAUAUAACCCUGAAAUUAUUUUUGUGUGUUUUUAUAUGCUUGAUGUUUUCCCAAAUUAAAUUUAGGCAUUAAUUUUCUAAAUCAGUUUGAUUUCUCCUUUUUUGUUAGACUUGAAUUGUGUUCUUCUUUUUGGCUAUUCUGUUAAUAACAGUGUUCAAGAUAUUAUUAAGAAUAAUAUGUUGAAGAUCUACAAAAUGAAUAUUUAUUUUAACAUAUGGUUAUGUCAUGAUUUAAGGAAAUUAUCAUGAUAAGGUAAUAUGGAAUACAUGAUUCAGAAUCCAGAAUUAACCAGAAAAUAGCAUGGAUGCAUUAAGUGUAUGAAUGCAUGGACCAAAGAGAUUUAAAUUUCUGUUUUUACUCUAGAAUGGAAGUAUAAUUAGUUUGUAGAAUGUCCUAAUCUCAUUAUCAAGUUGCUUUCUGUUAUGAAUUGUGAAUGUGUGUGUGUGUGUGUGUGUGUGUGUGUGUGUGUACUUUUAACUUUUGGGGGAAUUUUUUGGUUUCUUCACUGUUUUCAGCGAAGUUAUUUCCAUUGAGAUUUUGUACAACUGUCACUCAUUCGAUGUUUUGAAAUACAGUUAAAUAGUGUGAAUUGAUGAAAUUAUCUGAAUAGCUAUUUCUAUGCUGAGAUGUUUUUAAAAGUUGAUGGUUUUCCUAUAGAGACAAGAAACGUUUAAUGAUAUAUAUCUACACACAUAUAUAUCAUUAUAUACAGAUAUAUAAAGCUGCUAUAUAUGAAUGCAGUCUAAUUGGAAAGCUUUUGUUCUAGUGGAGAAUUUGUUUAUUUGAAGAAUCUUUUAAAUAGUUUUGAGGAUGUUUGAGAUUUUUUUUUAAUUUGGAGAGAUUUUUCUUGGUUUAAUAGUGCUGGAAACCCUUGUUUGUGCUAUGACAAAAGCCCUUAUUGAUAUAUUUGUGUUACACCUUCUUAAAAUGUGUAUGUGAUGUAGCAGUAAUUUUUUUUUUUUUGUGAUAAAUGCAGAAAAGACAGGGGGAAUCCUCUGCAGUUAACACUUCUUCACUUUAAAAAAAUGUUUAGUUAGAUAUUGCUGACAGUGAAAUCAGUUCUCCAAAGAAAAGAUUCCCCAAACUAAUUAUUAUUUAACAUACUGGUUAGAAGUCCAUAGAUCAGAGUUUAGUCAGGGGGCCUCAUUUAAGCUACAAAUAAUGCUUAGAACCUUUAAAUGGAGGAGGUGAAGUAAUUUGUCCCACGGAAUGAUUCCAUUGGUUGCCUAGAGCACGGAAAGUCCUAAAUGGCAACUGUGUUCAAUGCGUGCAGCUUAUUUAUUCUUCCUUUAGAUCUUAAUGUUUACCAAAAAUAUAUAGUUUGUUACCCAAUGUACUGUCUUAGUAUUUGUAGCAUAUAUUUCCACUACUCUAUAAAAGGGUUUUGUUUAUACUGUAAAUGAGAAAGAAAUGAGCUGCCCUGUAUGUAUGAUAUAAAGAACAGGGAUAAUUUGAAAUCAAAGAACAUUGUUGGAAAAGGUCUUCAGAGAGCUUUAAUUUAGAUGAGAGUGGAGCUGACAUGUUACCAUGCCCACAAUGAUAAUCAACAAACCAACUAAUUCAAUUUUUUAAACAUUUUUGAUGGAUCUACUGUGUACAAAGCGUUGUACCAAGUAUUUCCUGUAGGAAGUACAAGAAUGACUAAGAUAGGAUUCCUGCCCUUGAGUCCACCAAGAGCUAGCAAGAUGAUUUUAAAUCCUAAAAAGAUUGGGACAACAUUUUGCUUUCUGAUUCUAGUUGAGAGUUCAAGUCCUGUUUUUUUCCCACCAAGUUCUGAUUUUCCCAGUUUAUUCACCAAAUGGAGUUUCAGUAACUGAGAUAGCAUUGCUGUGACAUAGUAACGAGAAUACUAGAAUCUAAGCCAGACGCAUAAAUUUGAAUCCGGGCACCGUCACUUGUUGACCUUUUUGUUUAUGAAUGGCAAAGCAGUAUAUGUUUGACAGUAAAUGAUCAAUAGUCAUUAGAAUUUUUUAAAAUUAUAUUUUACAAUACCAAUCAUUAUAUUGAUAAGUUGUUUUAUAAAAUUCAUCUAUUUUCUUCCAUUUCCACGUUUCUCUCCAUAUAUUUUAAGAGGAGAAAACUAAAAUAUUUCUCUUAUAAUCUUGUUUCCUUUACUUUUCUCCACCUCUUUUUUUUUUUUAAUCAGUAGAUAUUUAUCUAAGAGCACUUUUGGGAGUUGGUGGUGGUGGAAAUGGCCAGAACAAACAGGAUUAAAUUACAGUUUGUGCUUACCACUGGUCAAAAUAGGAAAAAGGUAGAAGUAGCCAGCAUUUACUCCUUUACCUUAUCCUGCUACUUCUCUUACAUUCAUUCAGCCAACAUUCAUUGAAUCUCUACUACAUGCAGCUCAUUAUCCUUGUUUAAUGUUUGGAGAAGUGUCUUCUCCAUAUGUCCACCUCUCUUCCACACCUUGGAUUUUGGUUUCACAAUGUAGUGUAAAUUUUUAGGGAAAUAAAGCUGAGCUUCAGUGUCUACCAGGUCCUUCUUUCCAUGGACCAAGGUGCUUAAGCUCUAGUUGCUGUUUGUUUGGUUGUGUUUUUUUUUUUUUUUUAACUUAAAAGAAAUAAUGUUAUUUUAAAUUUAUGUACAUUUUACAAUUCAAGAAAUAACAAGAUGCUAAGAGUACUUUCUGAAAUAUUUUCAAAGUACUUCACUUAGCUAUUACAAAUUCUCUCAGAACGUCUUAUUCAGAAUCUCUUCGAAGAGUCAUUUUUAAAAUGUGAAGAAUGUGGCAAGUUACUGAAGAAAUUCUAAUAGACCUCGAUUGCAGAGAAGUUUGGCAACGCUUGGGUAAAUUGCUAUUUCUUUUAAUAAUUGCUAUUUCUUUUAAUAAUUGGAGUGAGAAUCUCAGUAGUUAAAACUAGCAAUUAAACGGUCUCAUAAUUUCCGUUACCUCUCCUUCGUUUUACACAAUAUUUUCCUUUAAUAAUGAUUUUUACAUGUCAGGUUUAAUAAAAAACAAUUAAAAUGUUAUGUAAAGAGUACAGCAUAUAAAUUUUUAUUAUUUCUAAAAUAGUAAAAACUUGUCCUGGUUUCAAAACUAGAUCUUGAUAUCGACUUGACUCCUCAAUAGAUCCUAGAGGAAAUGGUCAAUAAUAAGACCACCUAAUGAGUGCUGAGUAAAGAUCUGUUCUGCUGUUUCUUCACUAGACAUCGGUACUGAUCUCUGUUAUCCUACCUUUAUUCUUGUUUUAUUUCCAGCGAUGUUUUAACUUUUAAUUCCUCUAGGUAGAGUUGCUUAUAUUUUCCUAAUUCUAUUUUAUUAGAAUCUUCCUGAGUUUUUAUUUUGGGAAGUUCAGAUUCCAGAUCUUUAAUUCUGAGUUCCAUUUGACUUGUUAUUGAAGCAUUACUAUUCUCUUUUUUUUCUUAAGUUUUCUUGAGGUGCCAUUUGUGCUCACUAACGGACUCACUCACUCUGAGCUCCAGUGCUGGGGCAGCAGCUUGAAAGGUGCCAGGGACACAAGGGGAGGAAUGAAACUGUCUGGCUUGAGGGCGAGGGCUGGAAGGGUGGCUUUCUCCCAGACAAGUGCUGGCAGUUUUCAGUCCUUUUUAUAACGUUUUGCAGGAGACUCUCCAGGGUAAAAAGGACAUUGUUUGAUUAAAAAUGAUAAAAAUUUUUAAACAUGUGGUAGCAUUUUGUAGUAGAUUUAAGUUUAAAGACAGGAAGAAACAUUGGAGGGGUAUCACAAAAACAUACAGGCAUAGUUGAUGGAAGGACCCUACAUUAUGUGAACAGUUUCCCCCCUUCCAUUAAGACUAUAAACUACACUGUAUGAAUAUGUGUACUGCAUGUUUACAAAAUGCUGUGUUUUUUUUUAUAUGUGAGACAUAACUUACCACAAAGCAUUUCGAAAUCGUAUUACAUUUGUGUGUGUGUGUGGUGGUAGGUUUGCCUUUCUAACUUAAGGAUCUCUGUUUAGUAUAGGCAAUAUAAUGUUUUUGAGGAGGUUGCUGAGUAAAUUAUCUAAAACUGUAUCUGUGAAUGUUUGGAGGAAGUAGUGCUUAAUAUAUAAAUUAUUUUCAAUAAAUGUGGAGAUGUACCAGUUAAUACUUUCUUAAAUUAGUGGAAACACCCAAAUUUCUGAGUGAACUGAGCUAUGAACUGUAACCAUCUUUUCCCUUGAGUUUUGGGGACUCAUUUUCAUAUUCUUUACAUUUAUUGCACAUAUGUUGAAGUUACUUAUAAUAGCCCUUUUUGGAUUUUGAGAACUAAUUUAGCAUUUUCUUAAAAAUCUCUCUCCCCCUUCCAUUCAAAUGUCAUAUGUUAUAGUUUAAACAUAUGUACAGUUUGUUGAUAGAGUCAGAAGUCCUAGUUUAGAAGAGAAUGUUCUUAACACCUUAUGGUUAUGCAACUAUAAUCUUACUGAAAAAUAAAUACUAUAGGCAAGUCAAGAGAGCAUGAACCUCUUACAUGUUUUUUUAGAUUCUAUACUGUACCCACAUGAAUCUUCCCCUCAGUGACAACAUGACUGCCCCCUUUUUGGGAAUGCAUUUAGAUAUGGAACUGAAACUGGAAAGCAGUAUAAUAUAAAUAUAUAGGAAGAACUCUAAUGCAUAAUUACUGUAACAGUAACACCUUUUCUCCAAAAUAUGUUAUAUAUUGGUUAUUUCUAAAAAGCAUCACUUUUUUUUAGCGCCUUGUAUAAAUGAAUGUUAACUUUAUAGUACUACUGAUGAUGAAAAGUUUCCUUUGUUUUUAAAGUAUUUGCACAUCAUCACUAAGUAUCUGUGAGAAAGAACAUUUUAAAAUUUUUAAAGAAAGGAAAAUAGAGGCAUGUGUUUGAAUAAUAAUAAAAGUAAUUGACUUUCAAUACUGGAUGAGUUGAUAGUCUAACUGUUGACACUUUCUUAGUACUUUGUGAUAUUGGAUGCAUUUACUAUGGAGGAAUUUUAAAUUUUUGCCCUCUACACACACACGUGCGCGCGUGCGCACACACACACACACACACACACACGAGCUCUACACAUUUAGAUGAACAAUAUCAGAUGCCACAGUAUUUUUCAUUUCAGUCAUAUAACUUGGUAAAAUGUAUAUCAUUCUACCAUAAAGUAUUAACCCCUAAAUCUAGUCAUCCUGGGAUUAGGGGAUCAACUUUAUCCCAAAAUUAAUCUACUAAAAUGUAUUUAUUUAAACAUCAAAAACAUAGUUUACCAGAUAGGUAUUAAAGGACUCACUUUCAAAUUAUGUUAACUCUCAGACCACUGAUGAAUCAUUUAGUUACCCACAGUACAGUUUUUAAAAGCUAAGUAAUGUCUUGAUGCCUUGGAAGUUAAGAUACUUUUGCAAAGUGAAUUUAGUGUGAUUCAGGAUUGGUACAUCUGUUAUUUAGGAUUCAGAGUUUAGGAAUGGUGUAAUUGAAUUAGCUCCUCAUGAUUUAAUAAAAAUCAGAUAUGUUGCCAUUGACAAUGACAGAUGACAAUUUCAUUACAUUUUCAUGAUGUAUUUGUCUUUUUUUUUUUCAAGUAAGUUAGAAAUGGAAAAAUGUAGUCAAGACAAAUGUGGGAUUUUAAAAUUUACUUUUGUUGUAGAGAUUCUAGUGUGAACAAUGUUAGUUUUAUAUUGUAGUACAAGGGCAGACACACGAUGUAACCUUUAGAAAUAUGUUUACCAUCAGGGAUUUAUUUUUACUAUUGAAAUAUUUAACGUACUGUGAAGCUUAAAAGACAGGAAGAAUAAACGUUGGAGGGAUAACGCACAAAAACAAAGGUAUAUCCGAUGAAGUACCCUGCGUUAUGUGAACACAAUUUCCCCCUUCUGUUAAGAUUAUAAACUACACUGUAUGAGUAUGUGUACUGCAUGUUUACAUAAUACAGUUUAAUUUUGAAGGAUUAUUUUUUAAAAACUAUGUUUAUGUAUAAUACCUAACAAGCUGUAAAUAUUGUAUACUAUUGAUUUUUAAUUUUAUAUAAGCAAUUUUAUAAUUUCCCAAUUCAUGUAUAAAUCUCAUUGUGUAUAUAGCAUAAUUUCCUGGAGAACAAAUUUUGCAGUGGAUUUUAAUUACUUUAAUUGUAGUAAGCAUCAGGUUAGUCUUAGAGAUGUUGAUCUUUGUUUUAAAUUAUUUUUACCACUCAUUUUGUUUAAAUGGGCAGCAAUAAACAUAUGCAAGUUA
Molecule: messenger RNA, 8276 nt
Organism: Pteropus alecto (black flying fox)
Lineage: Eukaryota; Metazoa; Chordata; Mammalia; Chiroptera; Pteropodidae
Gene: TMEM170B
Product: transmembrane protein 170B
Exons: 3
Coding region: 1-399 (132 amino acids)
Biological process (GO): negative regulation of canonical Wnt signaling pathway
Cellular component (GO): plasma membrane
Source: RefSeq, a predicted model, not a curated record